Suillus paluster is the source of this 3030-nucleotide messenger RNA. RefSeq lists its product as uncharacterized. The record is from RefSeq and is a predicted model, not a curated record. Gene Ontology annotation, cellular component: Lid2 complex. NCBI's taxonomy places the organism in Eukaryota, Fungi, Basidiomycota, Agaricomycetes, Boletales, Suillaceae. Gene Ontology annotation, molecular function: chromatin binding; zinc ion binding; sequence-specific DNA binding. The coding region runs from base 86 to 2869 and encodes 927 amino acids. The transcript is spliced from 18 exons. Gene Ontology annotation, biological process: histone catabolic process.
UUUCCUUCAUCGUAUAACUCAUCCUAUCCACAACAACACAACAACCCGCCCAGAUUUUUCUUGCAACCUCUUGUUGCAAGCGCUUAUGACAGUCCAGGUCACCCUGAAAAGCGGGGACAAGGUCAAAGUUAACGACCAUGUGUAUUGUUCUCCGCCAUGGUCUGUUCGGGAUGGUACCCCGUACUCAGUAGCCCGCAUCAUGGAGUUCCUGCCACCGGAAGGGGCAGGGAAGGGCAAGGGGAAAGGAAAGGAACUAUAUACCCGAGUUCGAUUGGCUUGGUAUUAUCGUCCAAGCGACGUCAGUGAUCGUCCGGUCGCAGAUUCCCGCCUCCUUCUAGCCGCAAUAUAUUCAGAGAUCUGCGACAUAAAUCAACUUCGCUCCCGGUGCCAUGUUUUGCACAGGGAUAAAAUAACCGACCUAGCUGGAUGGAAGAAGCGUCCCGACAGAUUUUAUUUCAAUCGUCUUUUUGAUCCUUAUAUCAAGAAGGAGUUUGAGGUUAUUCAAUCGACUGACAUUCGAAAUCUGCCCGAUCACAUCAGACAGGUUUUAACUUCGAGAUACGAAUAUGUGGUAGCUGAGAAAGAUGUGGUUCCCGAUCUCACCGACGCUCUGCGGUUGUGUGAGACUUGCAGUGAAUGGUGUGCAAAUCCUGACACAGUAGGGUGUGAUAGAUGCAAGAUGUUUUUCCACAUGAGCUGUGUUCAACCUCCACUUCUCGCAAAGCCAUCACGUGGUUACGGCUGGACAUGCGCCCCUUGCUCUAAGCGCCACGAGGAGGAGGUAGAUAAACAUGCUGUUCGGCAUCCGACUCCCAUCACCAAGCCAAAGUCUAAUGCACCUGCUCCGCGAGGUCGAGGACGCCCGCGCAAGGACAGGAGCCUUGCUGAAAAGGAAGAAAACGUCGAGAUCAAGUACUUUAAAAUGUGGCCGUUUCGGUACUUUGGGCAAUACACAGUGGCUGAAGAUACACUUGAUCCUGACGAUCUUAUUUUCCCUCGAUCGGCUACUCGUGUUGGUCCUAAAUAUCAAGCUACUGUUCCAACUACGCUUGAUGUGCCUGCGCCUUCAGAUCUGGAACAGCGGGGCGGAGAUAAUACUGUUGAAGUUCUGAGCGCGAUCAACAGCUUGACGGAUGAAGAAAUCGUCGAAUUGGAAGCUUGGAAGUUGGUAUUGAGCAGAAAGCAGGAAAAAUUGCAUAACGUAGACUGGCUGACCGAGGCUAUCAGGCGGUUUUCUCAGGCACAUCUGAUGAAUCGUGGGUGGUCUACCGUUGAUAUGAGUGUUCCCACCCGCGCAGAGAAGUGGAAGAAGGGCGAAACGAGGUAUACCGACCGGGAGUGGACCGCAGACGAAGUAGCGGCUUUUGAGGAUGGCAUUUUCCUCUAUGGGCCUGAACUUCGGGCUGUACACGACGAAAUCGGUACUCGUUCCGUGCCCGAGGUUGUGCGGUUCUAUGCGCACUGGAAAAACUCGAGACUAAAGGAAGAGAAUGCCCAAAUCAGAGAUAUGAGACUCAAGGGCAAGGACAACAACAAAGAUGAAGUACCCUCCGCCAAUGUUGCUGAUCAGUUCGACGACGACGAAGGUUCAGUCAUUCCUGGAUUUUCCAGGCACAACAAUAGUUGUGGCGCAUGCCGCACUCGUGAAUCCGAACAUUGGUGGAGGGCUCCCAAAGGGCUUGUUACUGACAUUCUCUGCGAUGCUUGCGGGACGAACUGGCGUAAAUAUGCGGACCUUAAUGUCCGUCCAGUCCGUGAAGACGCCCAGGCGCCCAGCAAGAAAGGCUCGGAUAAACGUGAGGGGACACCCCUCAAUGGACCUAAUGCGAAACGAGUGAAGACCUCAACAUCAGCUUCCGUCAAUGCAACACCUCCCCCUAAUGUUCCAGUGGCCCCACAGCUCCGCUGUUUGGCAUGCCAGAAAAAUGGACCAGUGGGUAAGGUGCUGAGGUGUAGCCAGUGUCAAUUCCGAGUGCAUGCAGCAUCGUGCGGCGUCCACGUGGACAAGAACGUCGUUGAGUCGUGGAUAUGCGACAUUUGCCAGAACCAGGAGACUAUGGAAUCAUCUCAGAAUACUGACUGUUUGCUCUGCCCACGGCGCAAAUCCAAGAAGAAGGCGCAAUACCCCAACGCUGAUUCGUUCUUACGUGCUUCCAAGCCUACUGAAGGGCAAGGGUGGGCACAUGUGCUAUGUGCUGUCUUUACGCCCGAGAUUAGCUUCUCGGAUGUGUCACAGCUCCGACUCGUUGAGGGUAUUAGCACUAUACCCAGACAGAGAUGGACAUCUAGAUGUACUAUAUGCGGCGAAACCAGCGGUGCAGUUAUCCGAUGCAGUGACUGCGUACGGGAAUACCAUACAUCUUGUGCUUGGAGGAACGGUCACCGUUUUGGGUUUGAAAUCCAGCCGGUGCGUCAUCCACGUCGGGAUGGUAUGAUUACCACCUUCAAGGGUGAGACUGGCAACAUGGUUCCUAUUGUAUGUUGCCAAGAACACGAGAACAGCAGGAGGGAACUAUAUGACGUAUGUGAAACCGAUGAGACUGGAGAGACUGCUCUGCAAGUCUACUGCCAAACCUAUAAACAAGCGCCCGUAACUCAGGCGCAUGCUCUACUUCGGAAAGCUAGGAGACUCGACCAAACCCUAAACAUCCGCAUGGACGGCCCUUCGUCGGCUGAUGAUUCGGCUGAACCUGCGCUAGAAUGCCAUAUGUGCUUGACACAAUACUCCCCUGCAUUCUAUCCGAGUAAACACUACUCGGAUCUUUGGCGGUGCCACAAAUGCCACUUUGAGCACCAAGCGAAUGGCGCUGGCGCUGGCCAUUCUCCGGCUGAUAGUCUUUCUCCCCUUGAUGACACGAUGGAUGUAUAAAUGGAAUUCUGAUGGGGCACGGGCCUUUUUUCCCUGUGGAAUACCCUGUUGGAUUUUGUACAGUACUUAUGUUGAUUCAAGAACGAACUUCUAUACUUUGGUGGGAGGCUGUUCAGUUAUGUAAUCGGGAUUGUCACAGAACGUCUUGUCAUCUUUCGCAC